CAGAGCCAGAGAACAGACAGAGUUUUAUUUUUUGUUGUUGUUGGAAGAAUGAAUGUGCCUCUCUCUCUUUUUAUCUUCGCUCUGCUGCAGCUAAUUUGCGCAGCUGUGGUCGCCGUCUCCGCCGUAGUAAUCACUGGAUCGGUUAAAUACGUCUCCUUGGAGGACCAACUUCUGGAAGAGGGUACUAUCAGUGGUUCAGGACGCAGGACUUGCAGGCUGUACUGUCGGGUUGGCAUUGGUUUCCAUCUCCAGAUCCACACUGACGGAAGAGUUAACGGCAGUCAUGAACCUAAUCAGUUGAGUGUCCUGGAGCUCUUUGCGGUUUCUCAGGGGGUCAUCGGUAUCCGAGGAGUCUACAGCAACAGAUUUUUAGCCAUGAACAAGAGAGGAAGGCUACAUGCUAUCGAGCGAUUCACGGACGACUGUAGGUUCUGGGAGCGUUUCCAGGAGAGCAGUUACAACACUUACGCCUCGGUGUUGCACCGGAACCACCGGACGGGACGGGACUGGUACGUGGCCCUCAACAAGAGAGGAAAAUCCAAGAUGAGCUCCAGCCCCAGGGUCAAAUCCCAGCACGUUUCCACGCACUUCCUCCCCAGGGUCAAUGUGCACAACCUGCAGAGCGUUCGUGGUUUCACCAUCACGGACAGGAGCAAAGAGAGGAGGAAAAACCAGCCGCCACUGAUCAAACCGCCCUCACAACCAUACAGGGAUAUUAAUGCAGAGACAGGGAAGAGGGUGCAGACUGUCAAGUACUGGCCCAAGUUUCGGUUUGGAUAG
Messenger RNA from Oncorhynchus nerka (sockeye salmon), 780 nucleotides. RefSeq names its product fibroblast growth factor 5-like. The transcript has 3 exons. NCBI's taxonomy places the organism in Eukaryota, Metazoa, Chordata, Actinopteri, Salmoniformes, Salmonidae. Gene Ontology annotation, biological process: cell differentiation; fibroblast growth factor receptor signaling pathway; animal organ morphogenesis. Gene Ontology annotation, molecular function: growth factor activity; fibroblast growth factor receptor binding. The record is from RefSeq and is a predicted model, not a curated record. Bases 49 to 780 code for a protein of 243 amino acids. Gene Ontology annotation, cellular component: cytoplasm.